AGAUGCACUCACACUGGGCCUAUGUUCCUAGGAUAAGGGCUAUGUAUAGCAUUCACUUCCUGCCUGGCCAAGUCUCUCCCUACUGCUCUCUGAGAAGGCUGGGAGCCCCUAUUGCCUUUCCUCUGGAGCCUGAGGUGUCGGUUUGUGGUUGAUAUCAAUCAUAGAGACCCCCAGGAUAUCUGGAUUUGCCUCUGGCUGUUUUGGGGACGCAACCAGGGUACUUGAGACCUCAGUCUGGAGCCCACUAAACAAUUGACAAAAUAUCUUCUCAUUAUCUUAUCUUCACAGCAACCUGUGAUGGUAGUAUUAUCUUCCUCCAUUUUAGAGAUGAGGAAACAAGACUCAAGAGAGGGGAAGUGGCUUGUCCAAACGUCACACAGGACUGUGAUGUGGUCUGCCUACCUCUGAACAACCCGCCUGUGCCACACCAUGCUGGUUUGGUGGGAAGUCACCUACGUGUGUUUCCUAUUUGUCAGAGGCAUCCACAAAGCACCUCUCAGGUUACGACCCAGCUUUUGCUGAGUGUCUUAGCACUGGGCUGCCAUCCAAGUUCAAAUGCUGGUGAUAGAACUGAUCAGGGCCAUUGAAGGCCAGCCUCCCUCCUAAUUAGGAAUAAUCAGCAACAGGUUUAUCCUUCUCAUCCCUCUGAUCCUAUUAUUCCACUCCAUAACUCAAAGUGUGGCUUCCGGGGCCCCAGACGCUGCUGCCACAGUGAGUAGAGAUGGGGAGGUGGGGCUGAGGGGUGUGCUUUGUUCCUUCGAGAAGUCCCCACUGUUCAGCCCUUUAAAAAUUUUUCGGCUAAAGGUCAAGCCAUCUGCCCGUUCCAAAUCACCAGUUGUCCCUGUCACUAGGACCACCCGCACCCUACAUGCUCAAGCAAGCUGUGGGUUUGAAUCCCUAAAUCCCUUGCUGCCGUUAAGCCUCAAGCUAAUGUUAGCACCCUCCUCCCUAAAGAAGGAUGGGAGUUCUUCAAAGUGCGUGACUUUUCCAUUGGGGCCUGGUUUUGCUGCCUCCUGUUUCCAAGGACAGAGGUAUAUCCCAAGGUCGAGAAGUGGGUGCUGUGCUCAGGCUGGCCUGCAGGGGGCAGGAGUCACCAGGUCUGAUGGAUGUCCUCUGAGUGAAUGGAGACCACACCCAGCCCUUUAGGACCCAUGCUGGGCAGGGGAACGGGAACCUUUGAGGUGCCUGGCACUGUACCAAGCCCUUUGCAUGUAUUAUCUCAUUAAAUCCUCACAACAGUCCUAGUGAGGAAAGGGUUAUUAGAGGACCCAUUUUAUAAAUAAAGAAACUGAGGCUGAGACAGAUGAACACAUCCUCAAGGUCAUAUAGUUGCUAGGCAGCAGGGUAAGAUUUGAACCCAAGUCUGUCUGACUCCACAGUCCAAGCUCUUAGCCUCUGUCAGUAGUUCUCAGCCCCGGCUGCAGGUUAGAAUUACUUGGACUACUCAACACCACCAAUGUCCAGGGCCCACCGACACCUAAUAAAACAGAAUCUCUGGGGAAGCUCCCCAGUGAGCCUAAUCUGCAGCCAGCAUUGAGCAUCUCUGCUUUAUGCUGUGCUACUGUGCUGCCUUUUCAUGUACCUGCCCAUGUACUUAGUAUGAAUUGGGUUUGUACCUGGAGCCUAACCCAUCUUUCCCCUUGGGUCCCUGGUGAGCUUUGGUUUUUCAAAAAAGUCUGCAGAUGGUCAGUUUUCUAGCUUUGGUCUAUAAGCCUUUCCUGAUCCCCCCUGAAUAAGUCAGAUCCUUCUGUUUCACAUUCUCAGAGUCUUUGCGUUUCCCCUUCAUAGCAUUUACCAGGAAUGUAAUUAAAUAAGUGUGUUUCUAGCUCUUUAAUAUCGCUUGUCCACCUGCUAGAGUGUAAGCUCUCGGAAAGCAGGGACCAUGUUUAUCUUAGUCCCCACAAUAUUCCCAGACCCGGGCACAGUGCCUGGCACACGAACAUGGGACAAAAUGAUACUUCUUUCUUCCAUUUGAAUAAUUCCCUGUUAUGUGCCAUGCACUUUCCCAUGUGUACUUUAUAAGCAAGAGAGAAGAAGCCCCGUUUUCCAGGCGAGGAAACUGAAGCUGUGGAAUGUGAGAAGCCAGAAGCUGGCAGAGCCAGGACUCAACCCCAGGCCUGCAGAUCAGAACCUUGCCAUGCAUCUGAGUUCACUGCGGUUCCUCAUGACCCUGACCUCUGCCCCCUGCCCGCCAGAGAAGCUCCUUCAUGCUGUUUCCAAGGAACGGCUUUGAAGAAGGCACUUAAGUUGGCUCCUCACUCUUCCAAUUCCAACUCCCCAGGGCCUUCCCCUCCUUUCCUGCCCUUCAGGCGUCAACAAACCCCCAGGCUCCUCCCUCUGUCCUCAGGGGGUGCCCCUCCUCCUCCAUACCCCCCUCCAGAGGUUUGGCCCAAACAAAGCUGCUGAAUAACUCCCCUGAUUAAACCAUUCCCGUGUCGUCAGCUGUAGCACUGUCCUCCAGAGCUAUCCAGGGUCCUCCUUCCCCAGCUCCCUGGGAGCCAGCUGUGGUACCUUCUGGGCAGCGGCCUCCACCCGUCUUCCCUAGUGGGCGUUCUGAUCAGCCACCCAAAACUGGACAAAAUGUCCCCGGGAGAGCCUCUCUCGACUGAAAACUCAGACAGGAUGCAUAUGCGCCAGGAGGAGAAGACCAGCUACAGGGUGGUGCAGAUGAGCGAGGAGGGGCUGGCGGCCAGUGGCGAGCUCCCGGGACCGCUCCUGAUGCUGGCCCAGAACUGCGCCGUCAUGCACAACCUGCUGGGCCCUGCCUGCAUUUUCCUGCGCAAGGGCUUCGCUGAGAACAGGCAGCCUGACAGAUCGCUGCGGCCAGAGGAGAUUGAAGAGCUCCGAGAGGCCUUCAGGGAAUUUGACAAGGACAAGGAUGGCUACAUCAACUGCCGGGACCUGGGCAACUGCAUGCGUACCAUGGGUUACAUGCCCACCGAGAUGGAACUUAUUGAGCUGUCCCAGCAGAUCAACAUGAACCUGGGUGGCCACGUGGAUUUUGAUGACUUUGUGGAACUAAUGGGACCUAAACUCCUGGCGGAGACGGCAGAUAUGAUUGGAGUAAAGGAAUUGCGAGAUGCUUUCCGAGAGUUUGACACCAAUGGUGAUGGGGAGAUAAGCACCAGUGAGUUGCGAGAGGCCAUGAGGAAACUCCUGGGUCAUCAGGUGGGACACCGAGACAUAGAGGAGAUUAUCCGAGAUGUGGACCUCAAUGGGGAUGGACGAGUGGACUUUGAAGAGUUUGUCCGGAUGAUGUCCCGCUGAGGCCAUGGGGGCCCCUCCAGGACUGCCAAGCUCCCACAGGUGGGGAGAAGAGGAGCGAGAGCUCGCCUCACCCCGCCAUAGCUGCCGAGAGCCCAGAUGUACUGGCGGACGGGGCCUGCCUGCACCCGGGGGAGGUGCCCACCCCGGACCCCCAUCCCUCCGCACUGUGAAAGACUCACAGCUCCUGCAACUGGAAAGGGGGGUGCCUGCCGACAAGGAGGCCACAGUGCCAAGCCCGCAGAGGUCAUGCAAGGCGCCAAGUGCCAUGUACCCAGCCGCUGCUGGCUGGGUGGGCCAGGGAGCCCGCCAGCAGAUCCCACACAGCAUGUCUGCCCUGGGGCAAAGCCUCUUGCUGCCCUUCUUAGCUCUGCGCCCGUCCCAGCUCGCCUCAGCCCUGUUAUCUCAGAACCAAUAAAAAUAUUUCCAAGAG
Hipposideros armiger (great roundleaf bat) is the source of this 3697-nucleotide messenger RNA. It is a transcript of the gene CABP1, whose product is annotated as calcium binding protein 1. The record is from RefSeq and is a predicted model, not a curated record. Gene Ontology annotation, cellular component: cytoplasm. Lineage: Eukaryota; Metazoa; Chordata; Mammalia; Chiroptera; Hipposideridae. Gene Ontology annotation, molecular function: calcium ion binding; calcium channel regulator activity. The transcript is spliced from 7 exons. Bases 2581 to 3267 code for a protein of 228 amino acids.